Messenger RNA from Macroventuria anomochaeta, 1730 nucleotides. RefSeq lists its product as uncharacterized. Gene Ontology annotation, molecular function: zinc ion binding. Gene Ontology annotation, biological process: DNA repair. The record is from RefSeq and is a predicted model, not a curated record. The coding region runs from base 206 to 1423 and encodes 405 amino acids. The transcript has a single exon. NCBI's taxonomy places the organism in Eukaryota, Fungi, Ascomycota, Dothideomycetes, Pleosporales, Didymellaceae.
UAUUCAAGACAUCGGCGCAGGCUCGCCUUACGAUAAUAAUAUCACAACGAACAUGGAUAUGAACAUGGAUGAGACCAUGUUCCCUACAACCGAAUACAUCGAUGGGCAACAGCAGUCUAUCACACAGCAGAAUGAUGCCUGGGUGUACAAUCACAUAUGCUCAGGUACCGCUCUAUUCAUUCGCAAGACUUGAUGUUAGUUGCUAAUGAUAGCUGUAGACUAUUCAGCUCAGCAACCGAGCUUCUGGCCAGUAUCUACCCCUGUAUACCAGCAACCAUUGCAGCAACCACGCUUGUCGACUUCAACCCAAUCGUCAUUCGCUUCAUAUCCUCGAUCCUCCAAUGCCAGUGCUUCCUCACAAUGGCAGUCACGCACGUCGAUGGCCUCAACGAAUUCGUCUUGGUCAAACGUAUCCGAACAACCCUACAGUCAACGCACAUCCAGCCUUGGUACCACGACAUACUUUAAUCCUUUAAUACCUUCAUCUUAUGUCGCUAGCCCCGUCGAGGAGCCUGUAUCGCCGGUAUCGCCCGCACCGUCGAUGGCAAAGAGAAAAAUAUCGCAGCGGCAUGUAGCUCCGGAGAAAGACCCUUUCGCAACAUGCAUCUCACGGACACGUCGAAGUCGACGAUCGCAAAGAGAGCCGAGGUAUUGGUGCACCUCUUGUGAAGAGCCCUUCAUUGAGAAAUACGACUGGAAGCGUCACGAGGAAACCUAUCAAGAACGCCAAUCUGUCUUUCGUUGUAACCUAUGUAGCGCCGUCUACUUCCUCGAGAAAGACUUUCUCUAUCACCACGACACACGUCACAAUUGUGAGACUUGUCAAAGGGAGGGACACUCUGAGGCUGCCAAACAGAAGCGUCAGUCGCGGUCUGGCUGGGGAUGUGGCUUCUGCACACAUUUCAGUAGCGAUUGGAGAGAGCGCUGCAACCACGUUGCGCAACAUUUCGAGAGGGAUAAUAAGACUAUGAAAAACUGGCGUCAGAGCAAUGUCAUUCAUUCUCUUCUCCAGCGACCAGCGAUCCGCAUGGAAUGGGGCAGGAUCUUGCAAUCUCAGCCUCAGCUCGGAGAUUUUGGUUGGAACCCUCAUGAUACCGGACGCGUGGAAGGCUAUCCGGAGAAUAACGCAAAGCCCCACCUGCAAGAUCGUCUUGAAUACUUCAGAUCUGGCGAUGACGCAGCUGCGCUGGCGCAGCUUGCUUUUCAGCAGAUCGCCUUUCCAUCGUGUCCACCUCGGGCGCCGCGCAAAGACUACAAGGAUCAUCACACCGCGACCCUACAGGGUUUGAUGGACAACACAGAAUCUUGGAACCAAUUCAUGAGCACAAUUGUAGAGGACGAUCUCUUACCCACGAACGUCUGCGACCUCAACAUUAGUAUAAUAGACGAUGCGUUCGGCCAAGGUACAGAGAUUUACUACUAGAUCGCUGAGAACACGACUGUCGUGACCGACGCCAUCUCUGAGCUUCGGGCAAGCUUAUGCUGUGCAAUCAGCUUGCACAAACCAUAAUUUAUAAUAUCAGUGUCUGGAACACUUCUGAAGUAUUCUGCUGGUUGAUGGACGCUGUAAUGAUUGCAGAGAUUCUCCUUGAUGAAUUAAAGUUAUGAAGUAGACGCAGCGCUUUUCGCACUCAUCGAAGCAAGGCGCAGCUCAUCAAUAGAACAACCCAAGAAUAAUACGUCUGGUAGAAUCGCAAGUACCCCCAUUCUGGACAUCAUAUAGAAUUACU